UGAUUUGUAGAUAAAGAGGCAGUCCUCUCCACCAUCAGCAGCUCGGUUGGGAGGAGAGCGUUUAUAAACGCGUUAGUCUAACAGCAGGAAAAGCACUGGGUUGUUUGUUUUCCAGUUUGUGAAAGAGCCAUCACAUCAGUUUGGGGGUUCAGGUUCAGGGUUUGGAAGGAGAUGUCUAAGCUGUUCCGUGCCGUGAUUCUGGGACCGCCGGGUUCGGGGAAAGGCACUAUCUCGGAGCGCGUGGCACGCAGUUUCGGGCUGCAACAUCUGUCCAGCGGUGACUUUCUGCGCGAGAACAUCGCAGCCAAUACGGAGGCUGGAAGUUUGGCUAAAUCAUACAUAGAGAGAGGUGCCCUGGUACCAGACCAUGUGAUGACCCGGCUGGUGAUCCCCCGGCUAGAGGAGAUGACCCGCCACAGCUGGCUGUUGGAUGGUUUUCCUCGGACUCUAGCCCAGGCCAAGGCUCUGAACAGUGCCUGCGAGCUCGACUUGGUCAUUAGUCUUAACAUUCCCCUGGAGACGUUGAAGGAAAGACUGCAUCAUCGCUGGAUCCACCCAGCCAGUGGGAGGGUGUACAACAUGCGAUUUAACCCUCCCCGUGUCCAGGGAGUGGAUGAUAUCAGCGGAGAACCACUGAUUCAACAUGAAGAUGAUAAACCGGAGGCUCUGGUGGCCAGACUGAGGCACUACAAAGAUGUGGCAAAGCCUGUCAUAGAUUUAUACAAGGCCAAAGGCAUCCUACACAUGUUUUCGGACACAGAGACGGACCGGAUCUGGCCUUACGUCAGCUCACUUCUGAGCGCUAAGAUCCCGACAGACCUAGUAGACGCUCAGAGGGCCUCAACACACUGAAGAAACAGUUAAUGCUUCAUUCUACACAGUGGUGUAGCAGUCAUCACUCAGACCUUCAUUAUAUAGUUCAUUUCUGGAAAACAAAAAAAAUAAAAGCUUUAGUUUACUUACUAUCAAAUGCAGAUUGUUGAGACUAAUCUUCCUUUUUCAAGAAUUCUUUUAGAUGAAGCCAAAAACAUGCCAAAAGUCCAGUCUGCUAAAAUAGCAAUAGAACACUAAAUUCGUUUUUUUGAAGAAUCACAAACAUUUAUGGUAUGCAAAUAUAGUAGCAUCUUCACAAAUCGAGGUGGAUAGACUGUUUAACUGUUUCUUAUUGUUUAAUAAGUUUCUGGAAAGGUAAAUUCGUUAUUUCAGUAUUAGUCUGACUUUUGUGAUUUAGUCAUUAUUGUCAUUUUUCUGUUCAUUUACACUACUCCGAGUGCCCCGUUCACUCUGAAUUCUUCUCUCAUCCAUGUUCCUAUAUGACGUCAGCUGUUACCGAGUGCAUGUACAGACUUGAAUAAUGCUUGUUUGUUUGCUUGUGUAAGCUGGAUUUUCUGGACUGGAUUUUCUGACAUGCUCAGAAUCAAACUCCUUCAGUAAUAUCACCAUGAUUCAGCGAUUUUUUUGGCAACAGUAAUUUACCAUAAAUUUUGUAGAUUUUUAUUUUUUUUGGAAAAAAAAUAUUAAUGUUUUUUUGAAAACAUAACCUAUUUUUUUCUUCAAAAUGCUACAAAUUACCUGUGUUGGAAAAGCCUGAGAUAAUUACCGUACAGAUAUAGGUAAGGCUGAAUAAUCUUUAUUUGCCAAAUAAGAGAAAGUACUACUUUAACUCUGAACUACUUAAUCAUUUCACACCCUUAAACCUCCCGCUAACUGUCUCUCUUUUAAUAGACACAAUACUGUUUAUACAAGCCAAAGGUUUUAAAUGUUGUCACUGCAUCCAUUUCUGAAUCUGUCAGCUCUAAACCAAAUAAACAUUUUCUCAUUUCGAAAAAUCA
Molecule: messenger RNA, 1832 nt
Organism: Clarias gariepinus (North African catfish)
Lineage: Eukaryota; Metazoa; Chordata; Actinopteri; Siluriformes; Clariidae
Gene: ak4
Product: adenylate kinase 4
Exons: 6
Coding region: 172-852 (226 amino acids)
Biological process (GO): nucleobase-containing compound metabolic process
Cellular component (GO): cytoplasm; mitochondrion
Molecular function (GO): AMP kinase activity; nucleoside diphosphate kinase activity; ATP binding
Source: RefSeq, a predicted model, not a curated record